CUCUAGGACUGUCUUGCUGCAAAACUACAAAAGUUCUCUUUGAUAGUCAUCAUCUUGAAAUUUCUUUUUGUGAAAAAUCAAAUGUCAAACCAGCUCUGCAGUGCUAUGCUACUGUUGCUACCAUUCAAAUAGUAUGUAUAGUAUAUUGUGGAUAAACUAGAAACCAUUCACUCAGAUCCUUGGUCAGCUGUAAACUUCAGUCUACGUGGUUGGUGUCACCUUGGAGUGCCUCUUAAGAAAUAGAAAUUUAAUGAGCCCUUAGUCUAGAAAAGUACUUAAAAACUACACUAAAUUUCUCUGACAAUAAUUAUUUGUAAACUACAAAUAUGGGUCAUUUUUUAAAUAGGGUGUCAUUUGGACACAACAGAGUGGACACUAACAGAGGGGACAUUUUGUGCUAAAUUUAUCCCUCAGACCAGCUUUGUUAGCAUAAUAGCUAACAUAACUUUGGAUAUUUGAUGAGAAAUCUAUAAUUUUAUAAAUAUACCUUUUGAAAUUAUUCAAUUCCUUUAAUUUCUUUGAUAUAUAGCUUUAAAAGAGUGGCCAUAUCAUAACCAACCAUGCUGAACAUGUCACAAAACUGCAAAAUAUGAUUGUUAAAUGAUUUAAAAAAAAAAAAAAAAAAAAACUGCUUACCACUGUUGAAUUCUACAGAAGAGGAUUAGGGCCACUAAAGAAGAAAAAAACACUGGUCAAGAUUCUGAGAAUAAUGUCAGAAUUCUGAGAAAAAAGUGAGAAUUCUGACUUUAAGGUCACAUCUUGGCCAGCUCUUUUUUCUCUCAGUGGCCGUAAUACUCUUCCGUACUCUUCUGUAGUACCUUGGCCAGAUUUUUAUUUUACUUUUCCUUCGGUGGUACUAAUCAUCCUCUGUACAAUUCCCUGCCACUGGUGCGAUGUUAUUGCACAACAGUGAUGUCAUUCAUAAAUGGGAGAUUUUUCAUUUUUCUUUUUAAAUAAAUCUAUUUAUAUGUUAUAAUCUAAAAACAACACAUGAUUAAAGAUAGUUUAUCCGGGACAAUCAAAUCAUAACAAUUAUUUUGGAAUUUUUUUCUACUUAUAUUAGUUAUUUUUUUAGACUGAAUUUGAUUGAAACACACUGGGAACAUAGCAUAUGGCAAUUGAUAAUACACACACACACACACACACAAAGUUGAGUAUUGUCCAAUUUUAGUUUAAAAAAAAAAAAAAAAAGCUUAAUUUAUCCCGGAGACACAAAUGGUAGCCUAUUUAAAAAAUGGCCCAUAUGUCUUUGUUUCUUUGACUUUUGUACAGACUAUAGUGAUGGAAGUUAGUUAUGACUUCUUGCAAGUAUAUGAGCUUGGUGUUUAAUUAAAGUGGCCCAUAUUUCACUCAGAGAAAAUCUUACUUUUUGUAUUGAUUUUUGUUCCUAUCUUUUUCUAACAUUAUAUCCCUGUAUGAAAUGAGAUUACAAAGUUUAAAAUGACAAGAAGUUGUUGUUCAAUCAUUGCCCAAAAGAGGGCAGUAAUGCUCCUUGAUUACCCUCAACUUCCCGAGAAUUUUAAAUAGAGGAAGUCGUUUGUCUCGUCUCAUUUUGAAGUUUGUUGCACUGCAUGUUGCAACGGCAUAAAGCCAACGUGGAGGUAAAGCAGUCUCAUUUUGAAGUUUGUUGUACUGCGUGAUGCAGCGGCAUAAAGCGAAUGUGGAGGUAAAGCAGGCCAUUGUAAUUUUGUGUAAAUUAAUGACGUCCACCGGACUCCUACAUGUCCCAGCGCCGGAGACUUUUAGAAGGGCGAAGUAUGGCGAGCACAAUGCGGAGGAUGAAUUCUGGCAGCUGCUCGCGAACAUCCUGCAGACAAAAACGGUGUCUCCGACUGGCGGUACCCUAACGAAAGAUGUUUCCUUGGAGUGCAAGAUACUGGUGAGCACAGGCCUGUGGAAGAGUGGUUACUAUGCUGGCUGGUUGUAUGAUAGGGAGGUGAAAGGAGUCUCUAGCAGGGAACUCCUUUUGGCACUUGGCUGGCUGCUUGCCGCUGGAAUGCUAGAGAAACUUUUGAUCCAACGAGUUCAGCAACUGGACAAAACACUACUUCCUCCCGUACUUUUGAAACUUGAGAUUCCUCAGGGGCCAUUGGUUGAGUGCAGCUCUGUUAAACGACUUCAAUGGCUCGUUGGUUUCCUGAGACACCAAGGACGGAUGCUGCUGUCCAUGCAGGACGAGCAAGCCUCAUUAUUUCACGCUGUUCUUUCUCAUAGCCAAUCAUCUCGAUCCUCAUCUUCAGGACAAAGUUCUCCCGCACUGAAAAAGAUAUGCAAUGAUGUGCAGCAGCUAUCUGACGUCUUUGAAUUGUACCUUAAAUGGAAGGAGCUAGAGAACGUUUUUUGGACCUGGAUGGACAGUGUGGUGGACUUGCAUGAAAAGGAUCCUGUCACUGAGAGGCCUACACACAUCAUGCGGGGAGAUGUCAACUGCAACGCUGGGCAACUAGCUUUAGACAAACUGGAUAAUAUACUGCUGAGACUGGAAACAUUGCAGUGGAAAGGGCAGGAGACUGGGAAAGUGGACAAAGAGGACAGGAAAGGGAGACUACAGGAUGAUUUGGACAUUUGCAGUGACGCACUUCUUGAAUCUUUACCUCCCAGGAUAUCUGUCUCUCAAGCAUACCGACCUAGAUUCCUGACUAGGAAGACUGUCAAGAGCAGCUCAGUCAAGAGUUUCCAAGGUACAGUUGACGAGGCAGACGAGUUACCAGUAUCUGAGGUUGUAGAGCUGCUUGCUCAUACUGAGAGACAACUGCUAGACGCGAGGGACACACAGAGAUUUGCCAACAAGAUGCAGCUGCAGGAGUUGAUUGGGAGACUGGACAAACUGUUGUUGAUACCACCAUAAACUUUUUGCCCCAUUGAUUUCUUAAUGUUCAAUACAUUGCAAAUCGUUCCCAUCCCCCAAUGUCAGCCAGCAAGAAUGCUGCUUCCAUUUUGAGGACGGCAGACGCUUUGUGGAUGACGGGAGGAGUAGGGGGACGAGGCUACCUGAAUGCACCACCUGGAUAGAUGCGAUGGAAGUGAUUGGCUGAGGGUUAGUCAUGUGUCAUGGUAAGCCAAUCAGAGCCGGUGUUUUCACAUACAAACCGGAACAGCGCGUGCGGCAAACACACACGCAAAGCAGAUGCAGAGGGAUAUGAGGGCAGAGCAUUCAGAGGAAAAUUUGUCCUUUACGAGGUGGAGAUAUAAACACUAUUUCAAGUCAAAAUACUUGAAGUACAGUAGGCUAUGUCUACUUGACCAGUUGUCUCAGGUUGUGAGAGAUUUAAUUGAUUAAACUCACUUUAUAUUGUUUAC
Molecule: messenger RNA, 3300 nt
Organism: Corythoichthys intestinalis (scribbled pipefish)
Lineage: Eukaryota; Metazoa; Chordata; Actinopteri; Syngnathiformes; Syngnathidae
Product: dynein axonemal light chain 1-like
Exons: 8
Coding region: 1640-2848 (402 amino acids)
Biological process (GO): outer dynein arm assembly
Cellular component (GO): cytoplasm
Molecular function (GO): dynein heavy chain binding; alpha-tubulin binding
Source: RefSeq, a predicted model, not a curated record